CGGACUUGCGCCAUGAACAUUCCAAAUUCUUCGACCGCGCCUGCAGCUGGCGAGUACGCUGGAGAUGAGGUCUCUGCGAUUGUCCUCGAUCCUGGCUACUGGACAACCCGCGCUGGCUUUGCAGGUGAAGAUGUACCCAAAUCCGUAUGCCCUUCCUUCUACGGCCAGCUCGACUCCGAUUCCGGCUCGCAACAACUUUUUGGCGAGAACGCGAUACACAACCCGCUCGGAAACCUUCAAGUGAAGAACCCAUGGGGCUCCGACGGGAUUGUGCAAGAUUGGGAGACUGCGACCAAAUUGUGGGAGUAUGCGAUCACAUCACGCCUGACAGGUGCAAAGCCCGGCGACCCAACCAAGAACGGGCUGAACGACGGCACAAACACAAACGGCGAUGCUAUGGAUGUGGACAUGGAUGCAGUGGAGAACCAGGAGAAGCCGCUCGAGGACAGCCCGCUACUAGUGACGGAACCUGGCUGGAACACGGCAAAGGCGCGGGAAAAGUACAUUGAGAUUGCUAUGGAAGAAUGGGGCGCGCCGGCAUUCUAUCUACAGAAGACGGGUGUGCUGGCUGCUUUCGCGUCCGGGAAAGCGUCAGGCAUUGUCAUCGAUGUGGGUGCAUCGCAUACAUCCAUCACACCCGUGCUGGACGGCAUGGUUCUACGAAAGGGCGUCCAAAAGUCCACUCUGGCCGGCAACUUCGUCUCGGAACAGAUCCGCCUUAUCUUCAAGCAAUCUCAACCCGAGAUACCCCUCACACCGCACUACAUGGUCAAAUCCAAGACAGCAGUCGACGCGGGUGCAUCCGCACAAGCAACCUACAAAACCUUUGCGACACAGCCCACAGACUCGUUCCGUCGUCACGAAGAAGAGCGCGUGCUCACCGAGUUCAAAGAAUCCGUCGUCGAAGUCUGGGGCGGCAACGGCCGCCUCUCCAACGGCGCCAACGAGGACAUCGCCAAACAGAUGCCCGGCCGUCCCUUUGAGAUGCCCGACGGCUGGAACCAAGUCUUUGGCGUCGAGCGCUUCCGCCCUGCCGAAGCCCUCUUCGACGCCAAUGCCGCCGUUCACGACGCAGACCACCCCAAACCAAAGGAUGACCAAACCAUCCCUCGUCUGGUUCAGCAGGCCGUCCAGCACGUCGAUGCCGACCAGCGCCCCUUGCUGCUCUCCAACAUCGUGGUCACGGGCGGCUCGACGCUGCUGUACAAGUUCAACGAUAGGCUCAGCAACGAGAUCAACAACAUCUACCCUAGCACGCGGAAUAAACUCUUCGCGCCGGGCUCGGUGGUCGAGCGGAAGUACGCCGCUUGGAUCGGUGGAAGCAUCUUAGCUAGUUUGGGUAGUUUCCAUCAGCUGUGGAUCUCCAAGAAGGAGUACGAGGAGCAUGGGCCUAGCAUCGUUGAGAAGCGGUGUCGGUAG
Molecule: messenger RNA, 1419 nt
Organism: Periconia digitata
Lineage: Eukaryota; Fungi; Ascomycota; Dothideomycetes; Pleosporales; Periconiaceae
Source: the annotation of a GenBank genome assembly